Molecule: messenger RNA, 1599 nt
Organism: Rotaria sordida
Lineage: Eukaryota; Metazoa; Rotifera; Eurotatoria; Philodinida; Philodinidae
Source: the annotation of a GenBank genome assembly
AUGGGACUAAAUUAUCGAAUAACAGACAUGGUCGCUCAAUAUCGUCAUCAUGUUUCAUUUUAUAAAGCAUCUAUUUUAACAUCUGAUUAUUUAUAUAUAAAUGUUCUUCCUCAAAUUGGUUUUCAUGUUCGAUCAUUAGUUAUUCAUCGUAAUUAUUCUUGUUUACAAGAUGAAUUAUUUAUCGAACAUUUUGGAAAGAAAAUGUCGAUGAUAUUUCCUAAAUUAGAAAGAAUUAGUCUUACUUAUUAUGAGCAUGAUACAUUACUUAUUUUUCUUGAUACUUUACAUGAUUUGAAUCAUUUGAAUGAGAUCCGUUUAUAUGAUUUCUUUGAUAAUCCAACUUCGAAUCAAACAAUAACCGUUCGAUCACUAUGUCAAGCAAAUAAUCAUCGGUUUACGACGAUACUAGUAGAUGACCGAUCGAGCUGUUUGCAUUUCGAUGAUAAUGAUCGAUACUUAAAUGUUCUUCGACUGCGUAUCAAUUUGACAAGUGUCAUUGAUUUACCGGCUCUUUUUGCAACUGUUCCCAAUGUUCACUAUUUAGAUGUAGUAAUCAGUGAAGAAAGUGAUUAUUCUAAAUUGUUGAAUGAAAUGAAAUUUACUCCUCUUCUUCAUCUCAUCGAAUUUCAAUUAAAAUCACUUAAGCACGGUUGGGGAUUAGAAGAAUUAUCUGUAUUACUUGUCCAACUACCAAUCGUACAAAAUCUGUUACUUUCUCUCGCCACUUUUGAUAAUCGACUUGUCGAAGAUAAUAUCGUUCUUUCCAUACUUCCUUCUACUGUUCAACAAUUUAACUACGUCAUUCGCUACUUCUAUGAUUCUGAAUUUGAUGGAAUUGAUGAGAUUAUUACUUCUUGGUCACCAUCAAAUCCAAUAACCUGGUGCUUAAACGAUAAAUCCUUGUUUCUUCAUAGUUUACCUUGGCGCUUUCGUCACAUAGAAUUUACUUUGUCACACAAAGAACAACAACAACUUCCAGUGUCUCACCUUCCGAGGUUAUCUCGAUUGGUUCAAGUCUUUUUGUUUCAAUCAAUACCAUCUGAUCUCCAUCUUUUCUCAUUUAUUCUUAAUGUUGCACCUAAUCUUUUUCGUUUGGAUUUACCUUUUGACUGCUUAUGGAAAUUAGUUGAAGAUCAACAAACACAAAAUCUCCUUGGUCAACGCAUUACUUCACUUAAUAUCUACAAAAAUGCAACAGAAAGAUCACUAAUAACAGUUAAUGAAGAACACAUACCUAUCAUAGCUUCUGUAUUUCCUCGAGUUCGUGAUUUGUAUGUUGAUGUGAUACAUUUAGCAAGUAGUACAACAAUGAUCUCGAACAGAAAUACUCUAGAACAUACUGUAGUAGAAAACUUAUCCGUGGAAUCAACUCAACAGAAACAUGAAGUUGUUUCACCAUUAUCAAAUGAAUCGAUGCUGUUAUGUCUGUUCAAACAGUUCAAACAACAUAAACUCACUAGUUUAUAUAUUGAUGGACAUUUUCAUGAAGAGAUUAAAACAAAUACAGAACAAUGGUUACGAAAUAAUACUAUUCUUUAUGAACAACAAUUCAAAGUUGUUUAUUCUAGUGAAUGGAAUCGAAUACUAAUUUGGAUGUGA